AUGGUGACGCUCGCUGAGCUGCUGGUGCUCCUGGCUGCUCUCCUGGCCACGGCCUCUGGCUACUUCGUCAGCAUUGACACACAUGCCGAGGAGUGCUUCUUCAAGCGGGUCACCUCGGGCCCCAAGAUGGGCCUCAACUUCGAGGUGGCUGAGGGUGGCUUCCUGGACAUCGAUGUGGAGAUUACAGGGCCUGACAAUAAAGGAAUUUAUAAAGGAGACUGGGAGUCUAGUGGGAAAUACACCUUUGCUGCUCACAUGGACGGAACAUAUAAGUUUUGUUUUAGUAAUAGGAUGUCCACCAUGACUCCAAAGAUAGUGAUGUUCUCCAUUGAUAUUGGGGAGGUCCCGCAAGGACAAGACAUGGAAACAGAAGCUCACCAGAACAAGCUAGAAGAAAUGAUUAUUGAGCUAGCAGUGGCGAUGACAGCUGUAAAGCAUGAACAGGAGUACAUGGAUGUUCGAGAGCGAAUACACAGAGCAAUCAACGACAACACGAACAGCAGAGUGGUCCUCUGGUCCUUCUUCGAAGCCCUGGUUCUCAUUGCCAUGAUGUUGGGGCAGAUCUACUACCUGAAGAGGUUCUUUGAAGUCCGCAUGGUGGUUUAAAAGCCUCUUUGUGAUGCUCUCAAACUCAUAAUUAACUCACUGUUUACCAGACAUCUUGGUCAUAAUAAUGUCAUGAGUUUCUACAUUUUUAUUUUCUGAACUGUACAUUCACAGCUUAUGUUUCUUUGUGAUUAAUAGCUAUUGGGAGAAAA
This is a messenger RNA of Equus quagga, 758 nucleotides long. Its product is annotated as transmembrane emp24 domain-containing protein 2-like. The record is from RefSeq and is a predicted model, not a curated record. Gene Ontology annotation, cellular component: Golgi apparatus; COPII-coated ER to Golgi transport vesicle; endoplasmic reticulum. Gene Ontology annotation, biological process: endoplasmic reticulum to Golgi vesicle-mediated transport; intracellular protein transport; Golgi organization. The coding region runs from base 1 to 606 and encodes 201 amino acids. NCBI's taxonomy places the organism in Eukaryota, Metazoa, Chordata, Mammalia, Perissodactyla, Equidae. The transcript has a single exon.